AUGAAGGCAUUAUGCCCUCACUCAACACCAUUGCCUGAAAAUGAGCAUCCUUUCCCAAAGGAAGACUUGACAGUGGAGGGUAAAUGGGUAUAUGAAGAUAAUAAUGCUGCUACUCAUUUGAUCAGGAAUGCCAUAGGAGGAGAUGAUAGAGAGCUGAGAAGACAAUUUUUGAGUCUUAGAUCUCCUGGUGUAAGAAGUGCAAGGGAUGAUACACCGCAAUGGUGA
Kwoniella botswanensis is the source of this 225-nucleotide messenger RNA. RefSeq lists its product as uncharacterized. The record is from RefSeq and is a predicted model, not a curated record. Bases 1 to 225 code for a protein of 74 amino acids. NCBI's taxonomy places the organism in Eukaryota, Fungi, Basidiomycota, Tremellomycetes, Tremellales, Cryptococcaceae. The transcript has 3 exons.